AUGAAAGUCGUCGAACGCAAAGAAGAGCCUGCAUCUGCCGAAAGCAACGAAUCUGUGCACGCCAUUGUUUCCUACAAGUGGUACGACCGCGGCGGCGAAACCGAAGUCUCAUACCUCGAGAUCUACUCUCAGUACAUUUUGGAGGCGCUGCGAACCGUGAUCGAGUCGUACCCCGGCAACAAUUUCGAUGCAUGCCCAGUGUACCUGUACGCUCCUUACCGUCCUUUGUUCCAUUAUCGAAAGGAAUUGAAGGAGUACGUUGAAGCACAUGAGAAUCAAGAGGCUAAACUGCACUUGCUUCUACUACUGCAAUACUUCAACAAGGAGCUUGAGCAAUCCAUCAAGACGCAUACGGCGCAGGUGGAGUCUACUCCAGCGGAGCCGUCGCUGCCAUACAGGGAACUGUGGAUGAUAUUUCCAGUAGGUGUUCUCAUUGUCUCGGGUGCUGGCGAUGACAUGCAAGUGUCAGAGUGCACGGACCUGGAGUAUGUCGAAGGUGGACUCUUUGGCGGACCUCCGCAGCUGAAAGUCUGGGGGAAGGCCCUGACGCACGAUGGCACCAGUUCGGGCUACAUUCAAUACUGCUAUAAACAGUCGCAGUAUGAAGGACUGAAAGAGAUCAAGAAGCUGUCUGUCCUUCCGCUGAAGUUUCACCCUCGGAAGGACCAAAUACGGGAAAAGUUGAUCGCGCGUGGAAAGAAGUUUUGGAGCCUGACGGGGAUGCACUACCGCUACUAUAAGGGGUUGACGACCGCCCUUGGUCAUGAAAUCGACCGGAGAGAAGAUGAUUAUCCUACUGAAGACAUGAUGAUCGACUCGCGAAUCAUAGUCGAUGCGAAAAUGUUCGGCGUCGUGAAGGCGCCAAACCGCAUCCGAAUUUUCGAGAAACAUAAAUCACCCUCCUCGUUUGGGGAUGAGAAAGCCGACCUGACGGAUGACGAUUAUCUCGUGUGCGAUAGACGGGUGCCGGGCUUCUCGUUGUUUGACAAAAGAUGGUGUUGGUUCUACGUGGACCUGAUUGACGAGAUCAAGUUCGACGCAGACGCUUUCGACAGCUUACACAUUCCUCCCGACAGAAAGCAUUUGGUACGAGCCUUGGUUCAAGACUACGUCUCAUCGGACGACGACUUCGACGACUUGAUCCAAGGAAAGGGGAAAGGGCUAGUAUUCGUCCUUCAUGGCGUCCCCGGUGUGGGCAAAACGUAUACAGCGGAAGCUGUCGCGGAUGACAUCCAGCGGCCACUCUAUAUCCUCAACUCAGGUGAACUUGGCGAUACUCCCCAGACGGUCGAAACCAACCUAGUUGCCGCACUCAAGCUCUCGACUGCCUGGAAGGCCAUCGUCCUCAUCGACGAGGCAGACGUGUUUCUCGAACAACGAACGUCGCAAGACCUGACCCGCAACUGUCUCGUAUCAUUAUUUCUCCGACAUCUGGAGUACUAUAAGGGUGUAAUGUUCCUCACAACCAACCGUAUCAGUUCCUUCGACCUAGCCUUCAAAUCGCGCAUCCACCUCGCCUUGAAAUACCAAGACCUCGACCAAUCCCAGAAGGAAAGCCUAUGGGACCAAUUCCUCAAGCGUACAAAGAAUAUCGACGAGACUUACUGGACGGAGGAACUGAUCAAGGAAGUAUCUACCGCUCGGUUGAACGGGCGGCAGAUCAAGAAUGCAGUGAGAACAAGCAAUACUUUGGCGAGGUCGAAAGCGACGAAGCUUACUAUGGAGCAUGUGGGCGUUGUACUGAAUGCCAUGAACGAGUUCGAGGACGAUUUGAACGAUGAGACGCAGGAUCCCUUCCUGGGAACCAGCCCUACGGCGCUGAGAAGGUUGUCGAUGUUAGGAAGGGCGUAUAGCUUUCCGGAGAAGGAAUGA
This is a messenger RNA of Trematosphaeria pertusa, 1872 nucleotides long. RefSeq names its product P-loop containing nucleoside triphosphate hydrolase protein. Gene Ontology annotation, molecular function: ATP hydrolysis activity; ATP binding. The coding region runs from base 1 to 1872 and encodes 623 amino acids. The record is from RefSeq and is a predicted model, not a curated record. The transcript has 4 exons. NCBI's taxonomy places the organism in Eukaryota, Fungi, Ascomycota, Dothideomycetes, Pleosporales, Trematosphaeriaceae.